Molecule: messenger RNA, 486 nt
Organism: Rhizophagus irregularis DAOM 181602=DAOM 197198
Lineage: Eukaryota; Fungi; Glomeromycota; Glomeromycetes; Glomerales; Glomeraceae
Cellular component (GO): membrane
Source: RefSeq, a predicted model, not a curated record
AUGUCGAUACUUGUUUCUGAUGAAAAAUUAUUUGCAAUCAUUUUAUACUCCGUAUUUGUAAACAAUAAAUAUCUACCUUCUGUUAGAGAUGCUUGGAAGAAUUCUUGGAUAACUGGAACUUCUGGAGCAUUGGCAAUAGGGUUAGCUAGUGCAAUAGUUGCACCAUUUAUUAUAUCAGCAAUAAUUUAUGCGUUGGGAUUUGGUACAGGAGGUAUUGCAGCACAUUCAUUUGGCUCUUGGUUUAUGUCAUUGUAUGGAGGUGUGAUCGCACAUGGAAGUCUCGUUUCAAUUUUACAAUCGAUUGGAGCUGCUGGUUUAGGAUCUUUGGGUAUUUUCUUAAGCAGUAGUUUUGGAGCAGCUAUUGGAAUUCUUAUUGGAGCAAUUGAUGGUUCUAAUCUUGCAAGAUAUAUUGAAGAAAGGGAUUUAAUUGGAGUAGAAAAACAAAUGCUUAAAAGUUUGGUUCAAAUCAAACAAAAUACUUAUUAA